UCUCGUCAUAAUUUUUUUAGUUCAUGGUGAUUCACGACAGUAGUAGUAUACGAUGGUGUACAUAUGGUAAUAAUUGUUUCGACGAUCUUGGAGCGAACAGCUGUUAGCGAUUGAUGCAAUCGACUGUUCCUGUGCCAUAUUUUGGGUUAAAAUUUUUACAUUGGUUCGCUUCGUUACAUCCUUUGGCUAACGAAGUAGGUUAGAAGAGUAGAUCGUACCAAUUGAUCUAUCAAGAUUUGAAAUUUCAUGAUAAAAUAAGAACAGGACUUUGUUGCAAUCCGGAGUAUCCAGUAAGCACAGAAAAAAGAGGAAACUAAAAUGCAGGGGAUCGAUAUAGCUGAACAACUUCAUCUGGGUUCAGAAAUACGCGAACUUAAGCUUGGACCGAGUAUCACUGGUAACAGUACCAAGUUUCACACAUUGAAAUAUGACUUCAAACCUGCGAGUGUUGACGAUUCGAAAGUGGCGACAGUUGAUGUUGGGACAAGUAACACAAUAUCAGUUACAGUUCCGCAUUUAGAUGGUGCUGGUACACCUCACACCGUGUUCAAAGGUUCUCAAAAACCUUAUCACAAGGAAUACGUUUUGAUUUUCGAUAAGAUCACUGGUGAGAUCACACUGGAACGAUUAAGUGCAAAUAUCCAAGUUAAAAAAACACGAGCGGAACCCAAACAAAAUAGCAAUGGUAACACGCUGUCCGUUAACACGGCGCCUGUUGAGGUCAAGAAGAGUCCUACAUAUGGCAGAGCAAACGGAAGGACGAAAGUUAUCAGUGGGAAAAAGAGGGAACCAUCCGUUCAGCUGCAUCCCAAACAAAAUCUGCAUCAGACAUCACCGUACGAUAAAAUAAGUCCACGCAAUACGUCUACUAAUAGUUAUUCGCCAGCUCAACCAUCAAGUGGACAGUCCACAUUGGCCAGUCUACCGAUGAUUGGUGACAAUGACGAUUUCGCGCUAUCAGUACCAGUAAUGCCUACAUCUUCCUCUGUACAAAAUAGAAUUUCCCCUCUACCGGCAAUUCUGGUAGAUACGAAAUCCACUACCUUAGAAAGUGAUUCCAGUUCAAGCAGUUCGAGUUCCGAUUCUACGAGCAGCGAUUCCGAGGCAGAAGCUAGCCCAUCACGAACUACUAAUGGUCAUUUGAAUAGUGCAACUGCCUCACCCACACUGUUCAUGCCAAAUAAUCUCUUGAAUGAUGACCUACAAUUAUCGGAAUCGGAAUCGGAUUCCGAUAGUAAUUAAUAGUGAUUUAUUGAUAGGAUUAUAUUUUGUAAUGUAUUGUAAAGAUGUGGCAGCGUGAUCUAGUGGUAGAGCGCCAAACUCAUCAUCAUUAUGGGAAACUGGGUUCAAGUCCAUUGUACUACAAGAAGUUUAUUCCAAGCUGCACACUCCAUAUACCGAAUAAGCGGGGAGAAAACUGGGCUUCGUGUUCCGGAGGGCUGUGUUCCGAUUCUUCACCAGGGUGCUCUCCCUCUCUUUUUAUCUUUCUUACUCGAACACAGCGGGUGCACCUAGGUACGGAAUCGGAACGCAGCCGAAGAGAUGUUAAGUUUAAUGUUGGUCCUCGCUAAACCGCUAUGUUAAUCCCGUGCCCCAUUAAAUGGUGGGUGCAUUGGACUAAUAACCCACUCAGCCGAAAAUCGAAUAUUACUGAAACCGAUACAGAGUUCAGCCGGCUGUUGACGAGACUCUGUAGAGGCCCUGUGCUCCUUGAAAAGGAACAAUACAAAUAACAAAAAACUUAUAUUUGUAAGUUUAUAUUCUAUGUAUUUUUUUAAAUCUUAUUAAAAUCUUUUUAUCUGCAAAGUACCUUACAUAUUUAGUUUUUAUAUCAAAAUAGCCGAUUCAAUUUUAUUAACAGAUUGGAAAGACUCGAAUAGAGCUUUCUUUUCUUACAUUAAAUGUGUACAGUGUGCCUCUUUUCCUUAGUUUUUGCUUAUAAAGAGCAAAAACAAGCUCAUCCUUUACAAGUUUUUAUUGUCGCUCGCGCGCAAGAAUUUUUCAGUAAAUUUAUUAGUGCUUUUGGAAAUAAGCGUGUAAUAUAUUUUAUGUCUCUAAUUGUAAAAGAGAGAUAAUAUAUUCUACAUAUGUUACAAGUAUGUAUCAUAACUGUAUUAUAGAAAUAUAUGAAUUAUUGCGUUAAUAAA
This is a messenger RNA of Ooceraea biroi (clonal raider ant), 2147 nucleotides long. RefSeq names its product ELL-associated factor (gene Eaf). Lineage: Eukaryota; Metazoa; Arthropoda; Insecta; Hymenoptera; Formicidae. Gene Ontology annotation, molecular function: transcription elongation factor activity. The record is from RefSeq and is a predicted model, not a curated record. Gene Ontology annotation, biological process: transcription elongation by RNA polymerase II. Gene Ontology annotation, cellular component: super elongation complex.